GUUUAAAUGCUCAUCAAGAAAAGAUUAGUGGGGGCAACGUUGAUAUUCAGGGUAAACUUCAGCAAAGGUUUGGUGACAAUUUCAUCAAUAAUCAGUAGUUAAUACUGGCCUGAACCCAAUUGCCUGGGGUUUAUACUUUUGAUUACAAAAGCAAAAAUUCCAGUUUCAGUUUGCUCUUCCUUCGUCUUUCUCGCAAGCCCCAUCAUCAAUUCCAGGCUUUAUAGCUAAUAAAAGUGCCUAAUUUAUCCGCCAUUCAGCUAGUGAGUUUUUGUAAGUAAAUCAAGUGAAAAAAAAUAAUGGCUGGAAGAAAUCGUGGGCCUCCUGUGCCAGUCAAAGGUAUUGCACAUGGUGGGAUGCUUCCACCUGUUCACGAAUCUCCUCAGUUUGUGAGAGGCCGUGGGCCAGUUCCUCAUCCUGCAUUGCUGGAGGAAAUGAGAGAACCACCGAUGGGUAUGGAUCCUAGACAACUUCUUCCUCACCCUGCUAUUAUAGAGGAGAGAUUGGCUGUUCAACAUGAUGAGAUUCAAGGUCUGCUGAUUGAUAACCAGAGGUUGGCUGCAACACACGUGGCGCUCAAGCAGGAACUGGAAGUUGCACAGUUUGAGCUUCAGCGCACGCAUGAGUAUGCAGGUUUAUUGCAUGCAGAGAAAGAUAUCCAGAUGAGAGAACUUUAUGAGAAGUCUGUCAAAAUGGAUAGGGAUCUUCAGGCGGUGGAUAGCAUGAGGACUGAACUUAUGCGAGUACAUGGUGAUGUUAAGGAACUAACUGCAGCAAGGCAAGAGCUUACAGCUAAGGCUCAAUUGAUGACUGAAGAUUUGGCUAGAAUGACUGCUGAGUUACAGCAGGUCCCUGCGAUAAAGGCAGAGAUUGAAGGUUUGAAACAAGAAUUGCAGCGAACUAGGACUGCUAUUGAAUAUGAGAAAAAGGGGUAUGCAGAGAAUUAUGAGCAUGGUCAGGUGAUGGAGAAGAAGUUAGUCUCAAUGGCAAGGGAGCUAGAGAAACUUCGUGCAGAGAUGGCAAAUGCUGAAAAAAGAGCUCGUGCUGCUGCUGCAAUUGGGAAUCCAGGUCCAGGUUAUAGUGCAAAUUACGGCAAUGUGGAAAGUAUUUAUCCAGUAAAUCCCUAUCCUGCUAGCUAUGGCCUGAAUCCCAUGAAUCCCAUGCAUCCUCAGGUGCAAACUCCCAUGGAAGGUUAUCCUCAAUAUGGACCUGGACCUGGUACCUGGGGUGCUUAUGACAUGCAGCGAGCUCAAGGACCCAGAUAAAUAAGUCCAUGCUAGACCGUGACCACUUAUUUUACCUUACUAAUAUCUGGUUGCAAGAGCUUGGAAGUGGGAACUUCCCAUCUCUCCUGCUUGAUUUGUUGAUUUUUCACUUCACAAGGGAUGUUCUUGCUUUUUUGUAAAUUUGAAGGAGCUUGUACUGGAUAAUGUACAUGGGGUCUGAGCUGCCCUGAGGGUUGCUAAACGAACUAAGAGUCUUAUGGUCUUAUUUUACCUAAAAUGAAGCGUUUUACACCUACCCCUCAAAGCUGGAAGAAAGCUGACAAUCUGUGAUCUGGAACAAAGAGUACCAGAGUACUUCAUUACGUAGUUGAACUAAGAUUUACCUGUUUGAAUUCAUUAACAUAUUUCUGGCAAUUUGAUUCAUAAGGUUUACAAUGUAAUUGUGAUCUUUUAAAGAAAUGUAUGGGUUGGUAUCUGUUUACUGUGGCAGUGCAUGGCUUGGGCUCAAAGCAGUAUGGAUGAUGCUCUACAUGAAAAUGUACCGAGAGGCUUGAACGCAAGAGGAUCAUUUUGCAAGAGCAGAAACAGAUGAUAAUCUACCUCGCAAACAUUCAGCUCCCCUUCAAUCCCAAGGGUGCAUAACUUGGCAUUACUCGGGCUGAAACGUACAAGCGCAUGCUCUUUGUAAAGGGGAGUGGAUACUUCAAUGGAAUCUCUUGUUGUCAAGUCUUCAGUACUUGAAUGCGAAAGCAGCAUGAUCCAUAAUGGUUUUAGGUGACAGGAAAUUGUAUUUGAAUGGUAAAGACCGAGAUUAAACUUGUAUGAGAAGAUCUGCCAUUAGGGUUGGUCUCAUGUAUUUGAGCUGGCAGUUCUAUUUGCAUUUGGUGCAUUGGACCCAAUUUACUAUGUGUACUCGCAAUCCUUGCCAGGACUUUGUUGUAUGAAACUUCGAAGAAGUUUAAUAAAACAAUGAAAAUUUUUAUGCCA
Messenger RNA from Coffea eugenioides, 2210 nucleotides. Its product is annotated as protein FLX-like 1. Bases 297 to 1262 code for a protein of 321 amino acids. NCBI's taxonomy places the organism in Eukaryota, Viridiplantae, Streptophyta, Magnoliopsida, Gentianales, Rubiaceae. The transcript is spliced from 7 exons. The record is from RefSeq and is a predicted model, not a curated record.